AAAAGCCUCCGUCGGUGAGAGGGUCGCUCGAUGCUCGUCUGACUGCUGGAUGUAACAUCUGAUGGAGAAAACAAGCCCACACUCUCGAGGUCUUCUUUUGGAGAGCUGCACAAUGCAACGGAGCCAGUAACUCACAUGCCACUCACUGUCCAGAACAGCGACGCUGAUUAAACCCUGUUGCCCUGUUACUGUAAAAUGUGGGCGUGAAGAGGAGGACAGUCAUAAGAGCGCGAGGUCUCGGGGUGGAUAACUUCAACUUUAUACAGGGUAUCAACUCACUGCAGUAUAGAAGCUCUUCAAGCCGUAGCUAUGGUGAACAGUCAGGUUACAGGCGGCGCGUGCGCGUCCAGGUCGUGCGCGGGCUGUGGGGGUCACAUCGCUGACCGUUUCCUGCUCUUCUCCAUGGAACGCUACUGGCACACGCGCUGCCUCAAGUGCUCGUGCUGUCAGGCUCAGCUGGGAGAGAUCGGGACCACCUGCUACAGCAAAGGAGGCAUGAUCCUCUGCAGAACAGACUACAUCAGGUUGUUUGGGCACACGGGGGCUUGCAGUGCAUGUGGUCAGUCCAUUCCCGCCAGUGAAAUGGUCAUGCGGGCACAGGGCAAUGUCUACCACCUCAAGUGCUUCUCCUGUGCAACGUGCAGAAACCAGUUGGUCCCCGGUGACCGAUUCCAUUAUGUGAACGGCACCCUAUUUUGCGAGCACGACCGGCCAGGAGCCUCACUCCUUAAUACUCACCUGCAGAGCAACCCGGUGCUACCGGACCAGAAAGUUUGCUGAGGGACUCCCCGUCUUCUUCGCCCCUUCUUCUUCCUCUCUCUCUGCUUACCCUCCAGUGUCCUUCUCCUCACAGCUCUUCACUGACAUCCUCCAGACACUCCUCCUUUAAUGCACUUAUGUUUUUACAGCCUAAAUUCUUAGGCUUAAAUGAAAAAGGUUCUUUGAGAGGGAGAACGGGUUUGGGCUGAGAGCGAUGGAAACAUUUCUUUAUAUCUGACUUCAUAUAAAACUGUGGUGGAUUUCUUGCCCCCUGAAAACAGAAGUGACUUCUAUUUUCUCACAGGAUAUCCUGCCUCUCUCACAUCUAACCUCAGAGAGAGGGCUUCAGCUGAAAGCAAUGUGUGCUUUUUUGAGUCAAGAUGAAACUGUUCACAACCCGUUUUUGUCCAUAAUCUGACACAUAGCCGUGUGAAAAACUGUAAAACUGGAUUUUGCCCACAAAAUUGCACCAAGCAGUAAAUGUGACUCACUUUAACACCAGGAAAGUGCAUCAAUAAAGUAAACGGGGUCGGUUUUGAUUUCAUGUUGACUAACGUCAAAAACAGAAUAUCUUCGUACAUCUUUUGGACAUUGUUCAGGGUGUAGAAUUGUAAAUAUGUUUUAUACCAGUACUCUCUGUAACGGUUGAAUUAUCUGCUCAACAUGUGUCUAUUUAAGGUGUAAUUAUCCAAUAAAUGGGAAAUCCUACAAAACCCAGCUG
Molecule: messenger RNA, 1480 nt
Organism: Sinocyclocheilus grahami
Lineage: Eukaryota; Metazoa; Chordata; Actinopteri; Cypriniformes; Cyprinidae
Product: LIM domain transcription factor LMO4-like
Exons: 5
Coding region: 310-780 (156 amino acids)
Source: RefSeq, a predicted model, not a curated record